AUGACCUACAGACUCUGCGUGUGCACGGCAUCGGCCAAUGCCGAGUACUACAUGACCACGUUCAACAAGCACCUCAGCAGCCUCCUCAAGGGCAUUACCCUUGGCUCGAAGGUGGAGGACUUCGAGGCCGCCAAGAAGGCACAGGACCCGAUCAUCAUGUUCGUCGAGGGCGCCGUGGCACACGACGUCAUGAAGUACCUCUGCGACGACUACAGCCUGCCGAAGGAGAAGCGCCGUGUCCGCUGGAUUUACUCACUGACUGCCGGCGUGGAUGUUUACCGGCUGGGUGAGCUGACGAAGGAGCUGAAGGAAAUCCCAUUUGCAAAUGCCCGUGGCUGCUACUCCCCCAUCCUGGCGGAGCACGUGAUAUACGCCAUGCUGUACUUCAGCCGCCAGACGUGGCGCCUGCAGGCGAGCCGCGCGGAGCACAAGUGGGACCCAUUCAACAUGGUGGAGCUGCGCGGGCUGAAGAUGGGUAUUAUUGGCUACGGCGACAUCGGACAUGCCACCGCCAAGCUGGCCACCGCGUUCGGGAUGGACGUGACGGGCGUGAAGCGCUCCGCCCCCGCGAAGGACGUGGACGAGUGCGGCGUGCGUCUGGUGCACGGUGAGGCGGAGCUGAAGCGCGUGCUCGGCGAGUCGGACUUCGUGGUCAACGUCAUGCCGGGCACGGAUGAGACAAAGGAGUUCUUCAACAAGGAGCGCUUUGCCAUGAUGAAGCCGGAGGGGUAUUACAUCAACAUUGGCCGUGGCAUCACACAGAAUGAGAACGACCUCGCAGCGGCGCUGCGGAACGGUACCAUCCGCGGUGCUGCCGUGGACGUGUUCCAGAAGGAGCCGCUGGGCCCUGAGUCCCCGCUGUGGGACAUCAGCGACGACAAGCUCCUCCUCUCCGCUCACUCAGCGGACAGGAGCGUCAACCUGGUCCCCUCGUCGGUCCACCGCUUCAUGGGCCUGCUGAAGGAGUACCUGAAGACAAACAAGGUGGAGACCUACUUUGUCGACCUGAAUCGUGGGUACUGA
Messenger RNA from Trypanosoma grayi, 1023 nucleotides. RefSeq names its product D-isomer specific 2-hydroxyacid dehydrogenase-protein. The record is from RefSeq and is a predicted model, not a curated record. The coding region runs from base 1 to 1023 and encodes 340 amino acids. Lineage: Eukaryota; Euglenozoa; Kinetoplastea; Trypanosomatida; Trypanosomatidae. The transcript has a single exon. Gene Ontology annotation, molecular function: NAD binding.